Penicillium expansum is the source of this 1389-nucleotide messenger RNA. It is a transcript of the gene ppmA, whose product is annotated as type 2C protein phosphatase PTC7. Lineage: Eukaryota; Fungi; Ascomycota; Eurotiomycetes; Eurotiales; Aspergillaceae. The record is from RefSeq and is a predicted model, not a curated record. The transcript has a single exon. Bases 1 to 1389 code for a protein of 462 amino acids.
AUGAUCCCGCCAAGUGUUUCCUGUAGAGCCUGCAGUACCGCCUGCAGUAGCCUACAAGCCAUCGUACGAGAUGGGGUCUAUUCAAUCUCCACCAAUCCGAGCACAUACACACCCUCCCUGUUCAACCCCCAACAUGUCCGCUUCUCCUCUCACGCCGCAAGACUCAGACCAGACAGCCGUCUGAGCCUGAAUCUAACCCGCCAAUCCUCCCGCCGAGCCUUCCGCUCAACCCCAACGAACAACUUCGAAAACCCCUCUCCCUCAAAACUCUCCUACCGUGUCGCCGUCUCCUCCUCCGGAAAAGGUCGCCGCUUCCACCCCAUCAAAAAUGCAUACAACUUCGACCCAACCGCAGACGCCCUAGGUGUCUCAAAGGACAAGAACUCUGUCAGCCGCCGCCGCAACCGCCCAGACUCAGGCGAAGACGCCUUCUUCGUAACUCGCAUCGGAAACCGCAUCUCAGAUCACCAAGAGACAAAUGCAGAAGCUGUCGCCUUUGGCGUCGCGGACGGCGUAGGCGGCUGGACAGAAUCCCGCGUCGACCCGGCGGACUUCUCUCACGGCUUGUGCAACUACAUGGCGCACACCGCGCAGACAUGGCACGAGCCCGCUGAGCGCUUGCGCUCUAAAUACCUCAUACAGGCCGGAUACGACCAAGUCGUGGCAGAUUCGACGAUCCGCGCGGGUGGGAGUACGGCAUCUGUUGGUGUCGCGCUGCCGGAUGGACGAGUCGAAUUGGCUAAUUUGGGUGACUCAGGCUCGGUGUUGUUGAGGAGGGCGGCGGUGCAUCAUUACUCGGUUCCGCAGACGCAUGGAUUCAACACCCCGUACCAGCUUAGCGUGAUCCCGCCACGUAUGCGCGCCCAGGCGUCUGUCUUUGGCGGGGCGUUUUUGGAGGAUUUCCCUCGUGAUGCGUCCGUUACGAAUGUGCAGAUGCAGCAUGGGGAUGUGCUCAUCAUUGCUACCGAUGGCGUUUUUGAUAAUCUCAACAAUCAGGAUAUCCUCAAGCUCGUCACGAGCCGUAUGGUUAUGACCGGGGCAUGGACGGCUACGGAGUCUGGCGUUGGAGUCUCAGAGAACCUGCGUGCGCUGGCUGCGCCGGGUGGAUUGGCUGAUGCUCUUCCUACUCCGUCGGGCUCCCCGCUUUCCAAGGACUCAGCUAGUACCGAGCCUGGACCUGAGAAUGCGGUCACGUUGCAGUCUGUUCUCGCGGCGACGAUUGCUGGCGAGGCGAAAAUUGCUAGUCUCGACUAUCGCCGCGAUGGGCCCUUUGCUAAGGAGGCUCAGCGCUACCACCCCGGUGACUAUUACCGCGGCGGGAAAGUUGAUGAUAUCUGCGCUGUCGUUGUUAUCGCUAUCGAUGAUAGCGUUGCUGCAGGUGAGGCAUGA